Brassica oleracea var. oleracea is the source of this 1800-nucleotide messenger RNA. RefSeq lists its product as uncharacterized. The transcript is spliced from 2 exons. Bases 1 to 1800 code for a protein of 599 amino acids. Lineage: Eukaryota; Viridiplantae; Streptophyta; Magnoliopsida; Brassicales; Brassicaceae. The record is from RefSeq and is a predicted model, not a curated record.
AUGAAUGCGAAGUUUCGCGGGAUGGAGGACUCCUUCAAACAGAUGUUGGCAGAGGCUGUAUCUAGCAUCCGUGAAGACGGGUCUAGCGCAUCAAAGAGAGUUCACCAAGCCGAGACAAUAGCAGCAAACCGUGAUGGGGGAGCAAACCGCGAUAGGGGAACAAGCGCCACUGGAGCAAGCCGAGGGCACGAGGUUCACCAGUCAGCCACUACUUUUCAAAGGGGCGAGAAUGUUAACUUUCUUGUGCAUGGACCCAACCAGCGACAUGUGAAGCUUGAAUUUCCCAAAUUCAAGCAAGGCGACCCUACAUCAUGGGUAAGCAAGGCAAAACAGUACUUUGCCUACCAGGAGAUACCCUUGGAUCGAAGAGUCAAUUUUGCUUCCUACCACUUGGAGGACGAGGCAAAUGAAUGGUGGCAGGCCACGUCAAAAAUCCUAGGUGAGGAGGGAAUUCCGGUCACAUGGGAGAGGGAGUUCGAGAGACUGCAGAACAAGGUAACUGGAUGGACACAAAAGGCGCUCAUCGGUACCUACAUUGGGGGGCUAAAGGAUUCCAUAUCCGACAGUAUCCGCAUGUUCCUUCCGAAAACUCUCAAAUCAGCAAUUGAGUUGGCGAGAAUGAGGGACGAUCAGUUGCAGCGAGCACGACGAUACACCAACAACAACCAGCGGCCUGUUCCAAAAGUCGAAACAAAUCAGAACGUGCAAAAUCAAGAAUCUGCAACACCCAAAAGGUUGAGUUGGGAGGACCUCAAACGCAAAAGAAGCCUCGGGCUUUGUUUUAGCUGUGAUGAGAGGUACACUCUAGGCCACAAAUGUCGCAAAUCUCAACUCUUACUUAUGGAGGGAGAAGACGCAGACGAGGAGGAAGCCAUCUCACAAGAGGAGGAGGAACCGGAAAUCACCUUGCAAGCUCUUACAGGGUGGGACGUUCCCCAGACCAUCAGAACGCCACUUGCAAUCAACAAGCUUCGGACAGUGGUGCUGAUCGACAGCGGCUCCACCCAUAACUUUGUAAGCGAUAAAAUGGCUCUUCGACUGAACCUCCAGAUCUCACCAACGAAACCGUUCAAAGUCAGAGUCGCUGAUGGGUACCCCCUACGUUGUAAUGGAGUGUACCGGCAAAUCCAUACCUCGGUUGACGGUGACGAUUUCACCACUGAUUUCUACGUCCUACCCCUCACCGGACUAGAUGUCGUUCUCGGAAUUCAAUGGCUAUCCUUGCUGGGCCCGACGUUGUGUGGUUGGACGGCCCAAACUCUAGAGUUUACGUGGGCUGGAGAGCGCAAACGGAUCCAGGGCUUGCAACAUGGGCAAAUCAUACAGGCCCAUGCCGAAGAACUCACUAAGGAAGCACAGAUGGGCCAGGCCUAUUUCGCUGUUAGUAUCCAAAAAGAAAACGAUGACGUUUUCACGGUAGCCGGCGAGAUGCAGCGCCUGUUAGAGCGAUUCCCCGGGAUAUUUCAACCGCCGACCCAGCUACCACCAACGCGUGAGAUUGAGCACAACAUUACCCUGAAGGAGGGCUCAGACCCGGUGAACGUGCGGCCCUAUCGAUAUGCUCAUUUUCAGAAGGAGGAGAUCGAAAAGCAAGUCAACGAUAUGCUACAAGCCGGCUUGAUCCGCCCUAGUUCGAGCCCAUUCUCUUUGCCGGUGCUUUUGGUAAAGAAGAAGGACGGGUCUUGGCGAUUUUGCACUGAUUAUCGCGCUCUCAACAAUGCGACAAUCAAAGAUAGGUUCCCUAUACCUACGAUGGAGGACAUGCUUGACGAACUUCACGGCGCCUCCAUCUUUACCUAG